Molecule: messenger RNA, 300 nt
Organism: Staurois parvus
Lineage: Eukaryota; Metazoa; Chordata; Amphibia; Anura; Ranidae
Source: the annotation of a GenBank genome assembly
AUGUUUCAUCUUGUCUUCUCUUAUCAUCCCUUUCUUCCAGUGUCUCCUAAAUAUCUCCUGGUAGAAUAAAGGCUCAUGGCAAGCUGCACAUGUCAGUUUGGUGUGUUUUUUUUCCUUGGGAGAGUGCAUGUGAUCAGCACAGGGCCAAUCAGCACUGUCCAGACAGAGGGUCAGGACUUUCACAUCCUCCUAGAACAGAAAGAAAACUCCUCCUACAAGCUUUAACCAGUGCUCUGCUAAAGUCACAAGACUGCUCUAACUGCUGAUGAGAAAAGGGAUUUAGCAGUUUAUAUUUACUAA